This is a messenger RNA of Erythranthe guttata (spotted monkey flower), 900 nucleotides long. Its product is annotated as ferric reduction oxidase 5. NCBI's taxonomy places the organism in Eukaryota, Viridiplantae, Streptophyta, Magnoliopsida, Lamiales, Phrymaceae. Gene Ontology annotation, cellular component: plasma membrane. The record is from RefSeq and is a predicted model, not a curated record. Gene Ontology annotation, molecular function: ferric-chelate reductase activity.
AUGUUUAUCGCACUCCUAAUCUGGUCCCUCGCUAAUUACUUGCACGUCGGUUUUAAGACUAUGCUCAUUUACAUGAAUCCCGGAGAAAAAAUGUGGCAAGCAAAGUUUAAUACCGUAGCACUGAUGCUUGCGUACGUCGGAAACACAUGCAUGGCAUUCUUGUUUUUCCCCGUCACACGAGGGUCUUCAAUCUUGCCACUCGUCGGUCUCACACUCGAGUCUAGCAUCAAGUACCACAUCUGGCUCGGUCAUGUUUCGACUGUCCUUUUCGUCGCUCACAGCCUAGGUUACAUUAUCUAUUGGGCUACAAUGUCUCAUGAAAUCUACCUGAUGCUAGAAUGGAGCAGUACUUAUUUAUCCAACCUAGCAGGCGUAAUCGCGUUUGUGUUGUUAAUGGGGAUAUGGAUAACGAGCUUCGAGCGUUUCAGGAGAAAAAUGUUCGAACUCUUCUUCUAUGUACACAACCUCUACAUCAUAUACAUCUUCUUCUACAUGCUUCAUGUUGGAGUGGCAUUUCUUUGCUUGAUUCUCCCUGGAAUCUUUCUCUUCCUUAUUGAUCGAUACUUACGAUUCCUUCAAUCCAAACGGAGGACUAGGCUCGUUUCCUCACGCCUUCUACCUAAUGGCACCAUCGAACUAAACUUCGCCAAGAAUCCAGGGUUGGCGUAUAAUCCGAGUAGUACGUUGUUUGUGAAUGUUCCGAGCAUUUGCAAAUUGCAGUGGCAUCCGUUUACGAUAAGUUCGAGCAGUAACUUGGAGACUGACAAUCUGAGUGUUAUAAUCAAAACUCAGGGAAAUUGGACACAGAAGCUCUACAAACAACUUUCUACUUCUUUGGAUCAUCUUCAAGUAUCGACCGAAGGACCUUACGAACCUGCAUCAAAUCAUUUUCUAAGGUAA